Messenger RNA from Trichogramma pretiosum, 2114 nucleotides. RefSeq names its product DNA polymerase alpha subunit B (gene DNApol-alpha73). Gene Ontology annotation, biological process: DNA replication initiation; DNA replication. The transcript is spliced from 8 exons. Gene Ontology annotation, molecular function: DNA binding. Gene Ontology annotation, cellular component: alpha DNA polymerase:primase complex. Bases 64 to 1947 code for a protein of 627 amino acids. The record is from RefSeq and is a predicted model, not a curated record. NCBI's taxonomy places the organism in Eukaryota, Metazoa, Arthropoda, Insecta, Hymenoptera, Trichogrammatidae.
ACAAAACAUUCAGUACCUUGAAGAUUUUGGCGGGAAACUGUCUGCUGUGUCAGUUUUGCAAAAAUGGUCGAUCGAGACGAUUUGCUCGAAAAAUUCGAGUCUAUUUUAGAAGUAAGCAGUGAAACCCUUGACGAAGAAGUUAUUACAAAAUGUAUGGAACUAUGUCUUUGGUAUCAUGUAGAUGCAGAAGAGUUUGUAGAUAUGUGGGUAGCGUAUGGCAUAAAUCAUUUGGAUGGGAACUUAACACCUACUGUCAAAAAAUUAGAGGAAAUGAAACGGGCUACUCCACGUGAUAAAAAUAAAAAGCAAAAUACUUCCUUAAACAAGAGUUCAGGAUCGAAAGAUACACUUUCCAAAUCUUCUAUGUCAAUGGCUAUAGCAGAUGAUGAUUUUGAAAUAUUAGGAUUAUAUGGAGCUACUGAAAAAUUAGCAGAAGUGCAGCACAAGCAGCAGCAAACAAAGAGGCCGGCCAGUCCAGAUCUCGAAGAUAGCGAAUUUACAAGCGGAUGGAAAGCAACGGACGAUGAUGCCAACAGCAGCAGCAACACAGCGACGAGCAGGCCGACGCCGCAGCAGCAGCAGCAUCUACCCUCGGUGCCGCCGAGCUUCUCGCAAUCCUCUCCAUAUCCGCAUGCCACACAAACCCAAACAGGAGGGAAAACUCUCAUGACUUUCGGAUCAAAAAUUGAGUCAUGGCUGAAUCUCAAUAAUUCCAAGUAUCCCAUAAGACGAGCUGGAUCACACGUACCCGCUAACGAGCGUUACAUGUUUGAAUUGCUCAAGGCCGUGUCGGAUGUACGCACUCGAGUAUGCCGUCAAGUUGGAUUUCAAAUUUGUUCAACUUGGGCAGCGGCUUCGAAUGACGAAGACUCUUACCUCACCUGGAAUGUGCGGACACGCAAUCAAAAGAAAUACAGAACCUGGGGAAGGGUCUGUUUCGAGUCCGAAACGAAACAAUCCAAUCCAACUCCUCUUCUCGAGGGUUGUCGGAAACCACCAAAAUCUAAUGCAGAUACUAAAUUUUGGCCAUGCGUUGAGCUUGACCCUAGUGAAUUGCACGAGUGCAGCCUAUUUCCUGGACAAAUAAUCGCUACUGAAGGUGUCAAUAUCACUGGAAAUUUGUUAAAGGUUCAAGAUAUUUACAAGGGUAGCUUCAUUCCUGCGGCCAAACCGCCACAAAUUGCUGAAGAAUUGAAAGUAUACGUUGCAGCGGGGCCGUUUACUCAGUCUAACGAUCUUGAGUUUCAACCUCUAUGGGAACUUUUGACCAAAGUAGCGGAAGAAGAACCAAAUGUUCUCAUUCUAAUUGGGCCUUUCCUUGAUCACUCUCAUCCAAAAGUUCAAGAUAAUUCGCUAACUUGCACUUAUCAAGAAUUUUUCAAUCAGUUAAUCAUUAGAAUAAAAAAUUAUUUGACUGGGAAAUGCACACAAGUUGUAUUAGUCGCAUCAAGUCGAGAUGUGCAUCAUCACGCAGUUUAUCCAACUCCAGAAUACUUCAUACCAAAAUCAUUGCAAAGUCCAGAAAUCUUUGUUUUACCCGAUCCCUGUACAAUAGAUAUUGAUGGUUUAAGAAUCGGCAUAACUUCGAUCGAUACUUUGAUGCAUUUGGGCCGAGAAGAAGUUGUACUAAAACCGUGCAAAACUGAUAAGCUCAGUCGAUUGGGCAAUUACAUUCUGAAUCAGGCUUGCUUUUAUCCACUAUAUCCUCCUGCCAAAGAAAUCAACAUUGAUUCUCAGCUGUGGGAAAAGUAUGCUUUUCUAAAAGAAAAACCUCACAUGCUGUUGCUGCCAUCGGACAUGAGAUACUUUUGUAAAUACAUCAACGAAUCGGUUAUUCUGAAUCCUGAGCGAUUGAGUAAACGCACAUUUGCAAAACUAAACUUCAAACCAUGCGUUGAUGGUUCAUGGACUCAAGAGAAUAUAUCAUGCGAAGUUCUAAAAAUUUAAUUUUAAGAUUAUUGUUAAAGAUUUUUGUACUAUGAUAGUUUGAUUGAGUAAAAAAGUAUUGGCUCUAGACGAGCACAAAUUACUGAUUACAGUCUAAGAAAAUGAAACAAAAGUUCAUGUUGAACCCGAAAUUGUAUUGCUAAGUUUUAUUAAACUUUUUUACUAAA